AUGCAAUUCUUGCUCACGCUUCCUGAGAGCCUUGUCAGGGAGCUUUUCCAUGAGGCGCGGGCGCAGACGCUGGCUUGCCAUCCCUUCUUUCUUGAGAUCGGCGCUGCAAACCCCACUAUGGAACUGCAGUUGUGCAACAAAGCCGCCAGUGAACUUUACCUUCUGGAGCAUGAUGUAAUAUUCCACGGCAAGCAGAAGGGGCAAGGAAUGUAUGUCCUUGCCUCAGGCGGGGCCAAGUACUCACAAGGAACCGAGUUCUACCACGCGGAAUCUUGCUGGUGGUCAGGAAGUAGUGGUAAAGAUGUUUGCAUCGCCAUAGUAGUCGCUUCCAACUGGCCCUCAACCGUAAAACCCCAAUGA
This is a messenger RNA of Symbiodinium pilosum, 360 nucleotides long. Lineage: Eukaryota; Dinophyceae; Suessiales; Symbiodiniaceae. The record is from the annotation of a GenBank genome assembly.